AAUCACCAACAACGGCCUUUGCGAAAAAAGAAAAAGAAAGUGAUAAACAACGGUGGCAGAGUUGGAGGCAAAAAACGAAAUGCAAUGCUACAGCAUCAGCAGCAACAUUCAAUUUGCUAUUGUUUUCUAUCCUCAAACACAUAGAAGAGGGUGUUUUCAGCCAACAAGAAUUUCGGUCACUCCAUCACCACCACAACAAAUUGAACAACGAACCUCUCACGACGCGACACGUAGCGAUAAUUCGAAACUGAUAACCAGUGCUUCAAACCCAUUUGUGAAACACUGCCUCAAACUCCGCAACAGUUCUUCUUAUCGUCGUUCUCAUGCCUCUGUUCUUCUUGUCGGCUCUACACCUAUUAGAGAAAUCUACAGGUUUGAAGAGUCAUCACAAGAUAAAAAUGUUACCAUGGAUUGUUUAAUUCUUCCUGAUAAAGCUGAAAUUCCUAAUGGGUUGGAUGGAUCCACUGAUUCUAUUGUGCGUGUGAGCUCCAUAGUGAUGAGAAAGCUUUCAGGUCUGCAGUCGACUGAUUCAGUUGAUGCAAUCGCUCUUAUGAAAUUUCCUGCCAGUUUUUUAAACUUAGAUGACAAUCAAAAGCACUGCCGGAAGUGGUUUUCUUCUGCACAUCGGAUUUUAGUCCUUGAUGGGAUUCAGGAUCCUGGUAACCUCGGUACAUUGCUCAGAUCAGCUGUGGCCUUCAGAUGGGAUGGAGUUUUUCUGCUUCCUGGAUGCUGUGAUCCAUUCAACGAGAAAGCUCUCCGAGCUAGCCGAGGUGCCUCCUUUCAGCUCCCUAUAGUUUCCGGAACAUGGAAUCAUCUGGAGUCUCUCAAAGAAGAAUCCCAAAUGAAGUUGCUUGCCGGGCAUCCCGAGAAUGAAGGGUUGAUCAAACUUGUUAGUUUACUUUCUCCAAGCUUCUGUGAAUCCAUAUCAGAUGCACCACUAUGUUUGGUUUUAGGCAGUGAAGGAAGUGGCCUUUCAGAAAAAUCUCUGCAAGCAUGCGAGCUUGUGAGCAUUCCAAUGACAGGAGAAUAUGAAUCACUCAAUGUUUCAGUUGCAGGUGGAAUUUUUUUGUAUAUGCUACAGCCAAAGAACAAAUGACAUUUUGUUAUUUUAUAGAAGCUUAAAUAUAUUUUGAUUUAUAAUCCAAAUUUUAUGUCUUUUGUCCUUAAA
Molecule: messenger RNA, 1168 nt
Organism: Cicer arietinum (chickpea)
Lineage: Eukaryota; Viridiplantae; Streptophyta; Magnoliopsida; Fabales; Fabaceae
Biological process (GO): RNA processing
Molecular function (GO): RNA binding; RNA methyltransferase activity
Source: RefSeq, a predicted model, not a curated record